AUGGGUUUUAAACUUCACACUGAUCUGACACACACUCAGCCUGCGGCCUCGCUCUCAGCCUGCGGCCUCGCUCUCAGCCUGCAGCCUCGCUCUCAGCCUGCCGCCUCGCUCUCAGCCUGCCGCCUCGCUCUCAGUCUGCCGCCUCGCUUUCAGUCUGCAGCCUGCGGCCUCGCUCUCAGUCUGCCGCCUCGCUCUCAGUCUGCAGCCUGCGGCCUCGCUCUCAGCCUGCGGCCUCGCUCUCAGCCUGCAGCCUCGCUCUCACCUGCAGCCUCGCUUUCAGCCUGCCGCCUCGCUCUCAGCCUGCAGCCUCGCUCUCAGCCUGCUGCCUGCAGCCUAGCUCUCAGUCUGCAGCCUCGCUCUCAGUCUGCAGCCUGCGGCCUCGCUCUCAGUCUGCAGCCUGCGGCCUCACUCUCAGCCUGCCGCCUCGCUCUCAGUCUGCCGGCUCGCUCUCAGUCUGCCGGCUCGCUCUCAGUCUGCAGCCUGCCGCCUCACUCUCAGCCUGCCGCCUCGCUCUCUGCCUGCCGCCUCGCUCUCAGCCUGCCGCCUCGCUCUCAGUCUGCCGGCUCGCUCUCAGUCUGCAGCCUGCCGCCUCGCUCUCAGCCUGCCGCCUCGCUCUCAGUCUGCAGCCUGCGGCCUCGCUCUCAGCCUGCCGCCUCACUCUCAGCAUGCAGCCUCGCUCUCAGCCUGCAGCCUCGCUCUCAGUCUGUAGCCUGCCGCCUCGCUCUAAGCCUGCCGCCUCGCUCUCAGUCUGCCGGCUCGCUCUCAGUCUGCAGCCUGCGGCCUCGCUCUCAGCCUGCCGCCUCGCUCUCAGCCUGCCGCCUCGCUCUCAUCUGCAGCCUGCAGCCUUGCUCUCAGCCUGCCGCCUGCAGCCUCGCUCUCAGCCUGCCGCCUCGCUCUCAGUCUGCAGCCUCGCUCUCAGCCUGCAGCCUCGCUCUCAGCCUGCAGCCUCGCUCUCCUUCUGUUUAG
Labrus mixtus (cuckoo wrasse) is the source of this 966-nucleotide messenger RNA. Its product is annotated as keratin-associated protein 10-11-like. The transcript has 3 exons. NCBI's taxonomy places the organism in Eukaryota, Metazoa, Chordata, Actinopteri, Labriformes, Labridae. The record is from RefSeq and is a predicted model, not a curated record. The coding region runs from base 1 to 966 and encodes 321 amino acids.